Molecule: messenger RNA, 635 nt
Organism: Dinoponera quadriceps
Lineage: Eukaryota; Metazoa; Arthropoda; Insecta; Hymenoptera; Formicidae
Product: ejaculatory bulb-specific protein 3-like
Exons: 2
Coding region: 70-429 (119 amino acids)
Source: RefSeq, a predicted model, not a curated record
ACAAUCCUACUAGUUAAAUUGAAUACUUGGACACUAUAUUUCUGCUACGACUUAGGCUGAGAAUACACGAUGGCUCGAUUAAUCAGUAUUGUGGCGAUCAUUGGGAUUGCAUUGGUGUCUGUCCUGACAGCCGAAGAAUUAUAUUCCGAUAAAUAUGAUGACAUCGAUGUCAGUGGUAUCCUCGAGAACGAAAGAUUGCGGAACGAAUAUUACAGCUGUUUUAUGGACCAAGGACCAUGCCCGACAGAGAAUAUGAAGUUCUAUAAAAAUCUUAUAAGCGAAGCUAUAGUAACAAAAUGCCAGAAAUGCACUGAGAAGCAAAAGGAAAAUCUGGACAAGGUAACAGACUGGUAUACACAAAAUAAACCCGAAGACUGGAACGCUAUCGUUGAAAAGGCCGUAAAAGAUUUGAAGGACAAGAACGCUUAAUAACGGCUACCAAAACUGGAAACGGAGAAAAUCACGAAAACGGCAUAACAUAAACGGCAAUAUUAUAAUUAUUUGUAAUAUUAAAUGUUGUAUACUUAUAGACUUCUUGAUAUCUGGGAAUCCCGCAAUGUUAUAUUAAUAACCAAUACUAAUGCUUACACUUGUAACAUUAUGUUAAUAGAUUAAAAUAUGAGAUCAUGCAAUAA